This is a messenger RNA of Striga hermonthica, 285 nucleotides long. Lineage: Eukaryota; Viridiplantae; Streptophyta; Magnoliopsida; Lamiales; Orobanchaceae. The record is from the annotation of a GenBank genome assembly.
AUGGCAAGCCCAUCUAAUGGGAGCGUCGAGGGGAUUAAUGAAGAAGCCAAAUACGAUCUCAGUUCUAUCUUGCGCUCAGCAGACAUGGAUUACCUUAUUCGCAACAAUGGUGACCAGGUUAAAAAUGAUAAUUUGAAGGGGAAAACAGUUGGGUUGUAUUUCUCCGCAUCAUGGUGCGGGCCAUGCCAGAGGUUCACCCCAAAUUUAGUCGAGGCCUACAAUGAACUCAAACAAGUUGACAAAUUUGAGGUCAUCUUCAUAUUUGCCGACCAAGAUGACGUUUAA